Molecule: messenger RNA, 2704 nt
Organism: Oryzias latipes (Japanese medaka)
Lineage: Eukaryota; Metazoa; Chordata; Actinopteri; Beloniformes; Adrianichthyidae
Gene: wdr32
Product: WD repeat domain 32
Cellular component (GO): Cul4-RING E3 ubiquitin ligase complex
Molecular function (GO): protein binding
Source: RefSeq, a predicted model, not a curated record
UCGCUAGGCUCGUGCCCGGCGCAGCGGGAGUCUGUGAAACCGGACCUUUAGACAGCGGUUCCGAUCCAGAUGAAACCGUCUGUCCGAGCAGCCUGAGGGCGCGGAGGCGGAUCCAUGUUCGGUGGGUGACUGGGCUCGGUUCGUUUCUCGCCGUUGACUCAAGGUAGCAGCGGCCGCCACAAUGAGCUCGGAGCCCGGCGGAGAGGACGCCGGCGCGCCGCAGGACAGGCCCGGGAACAGCUCCAACAAAGACGAAGACCCGCGCGUCGACGCCCCGCACGAGGAGCGUGACAUUGCCAGCAGCGUUUGUCCCCCCGCGAGGCGCAGCAGCGAAGAGCGUCCGGGGCGCACAGGCAGGUCUCCGGGGCUCGGGGAGCGGGAGGCACGCGGCACGCCUUCGGCCCCGUCGCAGACAGCGAGCGGCCCGAGCGCGGGUUCGAGUGGCGGCAGCCUGUUUUCCUGGCUGCAGAGAAGGAGUGCCAGGCGGGGGCUCUUUGUGGACCCCGCCAGGGACAAUUUCAGGACAAUGACCAGCCUAUACUGCUCCAUGAAUCCGGCAGCUGAGUCUGUUAACCUGAGUACCCAGACCCACGGAGCCGUGUUCAACCUGGAGUACUCCCCGGACGGCUCUGUGCUUACGGUGGCCUGCGAGCAGACAGAGGUGCUGCUGUUCGACCCCAUCUCAUCGCGGCACAUCAAAACGCUGGCGGAGGCCCACGAGGACUGCGUCAACAACAUCAGGUUCCUGGACAAUCGUUUGUUUGCCACCUGCUCUGACGACACCACCAUCGCGCUGUGGGACCUGCGGAAGCUGAACUCCAAGGUGUGCUCGCUGCACGGACACGCGAGCUGGGUGAAGAACAUCGAGUACGACACUAACACGCGCCUGCUGGUCACCUCUGGCUUCGAUGGCAACGUCAUCACGUGGGACACCAACAGGUUCACAGAGGACGGCUGCCCCCAUAAAAAGUUCUUCCACACUCGCUACCUGAUGAGGAUGCGCCUGACGCCUGACUGCUCCAAGAUGCUCAUCUCCACGUCCUCAGGGUACCUGCUGAUCCUCCAUGAUCUGGACCUCACGCAGUCCCUAGAGGUGGGCAGCUACCGCAUGCUGCGUGCUCGACGAACCCCCCUCACCUCAGACGGAGGGACAUCGGCCGCCAGGUCAGCCGCUCCACGCCAGGGAAACGACUCGAGCAAGAUUCACCCUCACCGAGAAGGCCUUUCUCCCAGGAACAGCCUGGAGGUUCUAACUCCAGAAAUCCCUGGAGAAAGGGACCGAGGGAACUGCAUCACUUCCCUGCAGCUGCAUCCUAAAGGCUGGGCCACGCUCAUCCGCUGCUCCAGCAACAUGGAUGACCAGGAGUGGACCUGUGUGUACGAGUUCCAGGAGGGAGCCCCCACCCGGCCGCUGGUUUCCCCCCGUUGCUCCCUCCGCCUCACCCACUACAUAGAGGAGGCCAACGUGGGGCGGGGCUACAUCAAAGAGCUGUGCUUCAGUCCGGACGGGCGGCUCAUCUGCUCGCCCUACGGCUACGGCGUGCGCCUGCUGGCCUUCGACGAGCGCUGCAGCGAGCUGGCCGACUGCCUGCCCGUGCAGACCAGCUGCCUCAGGGAGGUCCGCUCCAUCUACUCGCACAGCGACGUGGUGCUCACCACCAAGUUCUCCCCGACGCACUGCCAGCUGGCCUCGGGCUGCCUGAGCGGACGCGUGGCCCUCUACCAGCCAAAGUUUUAGGAGGCGGAGCUCUGCAGGCCCGGACUGUGGUUCUGUCAGUCACGCCUUCCGAAAAGACGUCAGACUGGAUCCGUUCUGUGUGCAGGCCGCCAUAGCCUUCAUCAGCAUCACCUGUCUGCAGAACCACAAACUCCAGGAAAGGGAUGCGAGCGCCGUCCUGCGUUUUUCUCCGAGGGUCGCUGGAGGAAACGGAAGACGAUGCCGGUUCUGACGGGCUGCACAGUCCUCUGCACAGGUGCUGCUCAGACUGAAUCUCAGCUCCGCCCACUUUCACAGCUGCAGCAGUGACAGGAGUUCACCUGUUUGCCGCUAUACUGCAUUCAGGAGCUCUCCCCCACCACGGUUCCUGAACGCACCGUGUUAGAACCGGGGACAUUUUUAAAGCGGGAGAGUUCGGAGGCGCAGGAAGUGACUGCAUCAGAUCUGUACAGGUUGGCAGGAGGUGUCAUAACCACGUGUCUCCGGUGGAGCACAGACUGCUGCGGUUCUGUCUGAUGCCAAACCUGCUUACACUCCUACGCUAAAGUGGACUUCCGCUUCUUUGGAAAAACUUUGGGAAGCAUGCUUUAAAGUGUGUGUGGGGGGUGGGGGGUGGGGUCUUCUGCACUGAUGGAGACUACAGGUUCAAAGCUAACUUUCCUGGAGGCCGGAGGCUGUCAGCCAUGAUUUUGUAGUUCCCAUGAUGCACCUGGAGCUGGCAUGUCCUGUUUUUUGUUGCAUCAGCAUCUGCGUUUUAAACAGUCAUUAAAGGAAGCUGCUGCUUUUUUCAUUGAUCUCACAGUUAGAGGAGGGGGGGGGUCUGUAAUGUUCAUCAUCAUGCUUUUAUUUUUGUGGUGCUGUUUUUUAUAUGUUCUCUGUGGGUGUAAUGAGUGCUGCUGUGUUUUGGUGUGUGCACUGAUGAGGACCCCCCAGCAGGGGGGACUCCUCCCCAUCACAGGAAUAAAUGCUCAGCUUCUUUUUGAUUGA